Messenger RNA from Colletotrichum orchidophilum, 1953 nucleotides. RefSeq lists its product as uncharacterized. The record is from RefSeq and is a predicted model, not a curated record. NCBI's taxonomy places the organism in Eukaryota, Fungi, Ascomycota, Sordariomycetes, Glomerellales, Glomerellaceae. The transcript is spliced from 2 exons. Bases 1 to 1953 code for a protein of 650 amino acids.
AUGCAAAGCACAAGAGCAGCUGCUGUCAGAGGCUUCAUCGAUCUCCUCGACGCACAGUCCGAGAUUAAGCCUUCUGGAUUUCAGAGUCGGGUGAAAGCAUCGGGUGCAAGAGAUUACGGGGAAGAUGUCGCUGACCGGAACAUUGGCGUCAAUGGUGUAGACCUUCAGUCAGACAAGGUCCAGGCAUUCUACGCGACAAACGGUGGCAGUCCACGGGAUCGACACAAUGACGCGUUUGCGGCUCCAGCGAGGACCCAAUUCGGAGACAAAGAACAAACGUUUAAGCCUCCCCGGCGCCAAGAUUCCCUGGACAAUGAGGCUCGCACCAAGUCUUUGACAUCGGCGAGUCUCAGUCAGGUGCCAUUCCAAAUUAACAAGUUCAACCCCGAGAGCUCCCUGAACCGCGCGCCAAUCAUGGAGUCUGUUUCAGAGACGAUCCGCGGCCGUCGAAGGCAGUCGCUGGGCGCCUACAUUCCUACAACGCCAUCGAAUCCGGUGGCGGGUAGAGCCCUGAGCCUCCGAAGAUCGACAACAGAUACCUCUGGCUCCCCAAACGCUAGGCAGCACAAGAGGCGAUCUACUCUGGGCGGCGAAGCGCCGUUGAAUGAAUUAGGCAUUUUCACGGCUUCUAGCGGUGGGCCUAAUGAUUCGUCGUUAUCGUCAAAGGCGAUCCAGAAGCCAAUGUACUUGGUUAAGCACAAUUAUUCGUUGCCGGUCCAGCAACGGCCAAAGACUGCGUCAGGUCUUGUCGAUACUGAAUCAUACCAGGCGGUGAGGCCGCCAUCCCGCGGAGGGUCAGUAGCCAGUCCCACAUUCUCCUCCCCAACCCAGAAGUCACCAUCCAAACGGCAUACCCUUUCCGCGAUAGGCGUCGCAUCUACGCGCCCUACCGAGUGGCCGCGGAAUGCGAAGCCCGACGGAGGGAGCGGCACAAGAGGAUGGGUCGGCCGAGUUGAGGUUGAGAGCUUUGUUGAUUCUGCGGAUGUGUCCCCACCGGCGCCUUCACCUCAUGUGAUGAGAAGUGGCCACUCGUGGCGUGAAACCCAGGAUGAUUCUUAUCAGCGGUCCAAGAGUAAUGGGACGCCUUUUGGGAAGGGGAAAUUGGACGAGAUUUACGAACAUGUGCCGAUGCGCACAAGUAGUCUGCGGCAUUGCUCAGUUUCGUCAGCGACGCCAACGAUAUCGAGUACCAGCUCCUUCCAUCGCCCUCAUUCUAGACACACCACGACGACAACCGUCGAUCUGGCUACAAAGUCGUCGUUCAUCAACGACAGCUGCAGCUCGUUGCAUAGUGGAACAGGUGAUCACGCGUCAUUCUGCACAGCGCUGGAGAGCGCCUUGCCCUCGCCAACGGACCCGGCAGUACCUAGAGACGCAUUCAACAUUGAUGACUACUUGUCUUCAGACGACGACAUUGACGCCGACUCGUUUAUUACUACACGAAAACGUGAUUCGUCGCAGAGCGGCGGCCACGAGGAAGGGCUCCUUUUCAGUGAUGAAGGGUACGGUGAAGGGGGUCUGCAGUUACCAGGACUCUUUGAUAGCUUGUCGAACGUUCCAGACCCCGACACUACGUCGCCAGAGCGUUUUGGCCACAAGUAUUCACUCAGUAACCCAGGCGGGCGUCUAGACCGGCGGUUAUCCCUGGACCCGAGAAUCGAAACACCGAUUUCUCCUCUUGGAAAUGAUGAUGACGAGGAUGAGGACGAUUAUCUCUAUGACAUCCCUACGCGUUCAGACUUGGCCCUCGGUCUUCGGGGGACUCGUAGGAUCUCGGCGCUGGGUACCAUGUAUCAGAGCAUCGAGGAAGAAAAGGAUGAGAAAGUUGAUGUACGGGCCGCCGUCCGACUUCGAAAGGAAGACAAGGCGCGGCAGCGGGCCCUGGCUAGGUUCAGUCAGGUGCAGUUCAAGAGAAUGUCCCACGUGGAGGGGAAGCAGGGCAGCAGUGAAUGA